AGUGAUUCAAUGGAGCAAGCUGCAGCAGGUUGGUGGAGAAAAGGGCCAUGGACUCCUCAAGAAGACCAGCUUCUCUUUCAGUAUGUCUCUCAGCAUGGUGAAGGCAGAUGGAGCUCUGUCUCUAAGUGCACAGGUUUGAGAAGGAGUGGGAAGAGCUGCAGGCUGAGGUGGGUGAAUUACUUGAGGCCUGGCCUUAAAAAGGGACACUUAACACCACAGGAAGAAGGGAUCAUUAUUGAACUUCAUGCCCUUUGGGGAAACAAAUGGUCUACAAUAGCAAGAUACUUACCUGGACGAACGGACAAUGAGAUCAAGAACUAUUGGAGGACUCAUUUCAAGACAAGAAACCCAUUGACUGCGAAACAACAAAAGCGCAAUAUUAUCAAGCAACAGCAAAGUGAGCAUAUGCAUACCAAUAGUAGUGGUAGUGAAUCCUCGGCUCACGAGAAGAAAGAUGAAGAGAUGAGCAUCAUCGAUCAGUUAUUGAUGGAGGAAAGUGCAUUGUCGUCCGAUUUUGUGCCAUUGGAUUGUUACUUGUGGGGUGGAUUGUGGAACUUGGAUGCUGAAAAUGAUCAUCUUCCAAAUAUACCGCCGGAAAAUUAUCAUCCUUUUGAUGGCGAUGCAGUUGAUUAUUUUCUGCUUUAA
Molecule: messenger RNA, 645 nt
Organism: Salvia splendens (bonfire salvia)
Lineage: Eukaryota; Viridiplantae; Streptophyta; Magnoliopsida; Lamiales; Lamiaceae
Product: MYB-like transcription factor EOBII
Exons: 3
Coding region: 10-645 (211 amino acids)
Biological process (GO): regulation of DNA-templated transcription
Cellular component (GO): nucleus
Molecular function (GO): sequence-specific DNA binding; DNA-binding transcription factor activity
Source: RefSeq, a predicted model, not a curated record